Molecule: messenger RNA, 372 nt
Organism: Penicillium waksmanii
Lineage: Eukaryota; Fungi; Ascomycota; Eurotiomycetes; Eurotiales; Aspergillaceae
Product: isomerase YbhE
Exons: 1
Coding region: 1-372 (123 amino acids)
Source: RefSeq, a predicted model, not a curated record
AUGCGACAAUCUGUAUUUUUCCUCCUAUUUGCUGCAUUGCAGAUACUCGUCACAGCGAAUAUACCACCUGCAAUUUGUCAACAAGCGGCUCCGAAUCAGACUGCUUUGCAUCUCCCUUCUGUCAAUGUAUCCGUCCCAACGUCACCCUGGGGACUCGCCUACGCGAGCGACGACGUUGCCUUUGUCUCCCUGGGAGCAUUCGUUGGCGUGCUGAAUACGUCUACAUGCGCUCCACGUCUUAUUCGCACAAUCGAGCUACCAAAAUAUAGCAUUCAUAGUGAUGGCUCCACCGAUGACAAUGGUGCGGCUGAGCUCACUAUUUCCAAGAAUCGGAAAGAGGUGUGGGUGUCACUUGGGCCGGGGCAAUUGUGA